Molecule: messenger RNA, 1466 nt
Organism: Helianthus annuus (common sunflower)
Lineage: Eukaryota; Viridiplantae; Streptophyta; Magnoliopsida; Asterales; Asteraceae
Product: putative F-box protein At3g10240
Exons: 1
Coding region: 97-1230 (377 amino acids)
Molecular function (GO): protein binding
Source: RefSeq, a predicted model, not a curated record
AAUAAAAAAAGGAAUAGAAAACCUACCGUCUCUCUCCGGAGUCCGGACCAAUAUGAACAUUCUGUUCCUCUCACUCACUCACUCACUCGUUAGAAAAUGGAAACCCUAGAAGAACAAUCGACAGAUGAUCGAUUGGCGAAGCUUUCAGUCCCAAUCGAAAUCAUCGAAGACAUCCUCUCCAGACUCCCCGUCGAAUCCAUCCUCCGGUUCAGAUCAGUCUCCAAACCAUGGCUCUCCCGCAUCUCCGAUCCGUCAUUCACCAAACUCCACUUCACUCGCUCCACCCGCACCGCCUUAUUCAUUUCCGCUUACGAUGAUUCCACUCGCCAACAACACCUUCUCUCCGCCCCCCGUGACGGUGGUCCCGUGUCUCAUCUCCUCACAAUCGACGACGUUUCUCAAAAUGAUUUCCGAGCGGCCGAACAUUUGAACGGCUUAGUAUUGUUUACUUCCGUCAAUUCGGAUUCCGGAUACCCUUGCGCCUACGUUGUCAACCCUAGCACGCGUAAGUCCUUAUUACUCCCUCAUCCUGAUCCUUACUCCCAUGAUAUAGAUGAGACUGCCUGUUACUUUUUCGGGUUUGAUGAGUCUACAAACGAGCAUAAGGUUCUCAUGAUCAGGCAAUUUCCUAAACCUGCUAGAUUUGAGAUUAGGAUUUUCUCUAUGUCAACUCGUUCUUGGAGAAAGAUCGAUGCCGGGCCUCCUAUUGCUUUUAGUAUUUCCUAUGGCUACAUCUGCAGCGUUUGUGUCAAUAGUGUUAUACAUCUAAAGUUUCUAGAUGGUUUAUGGUGUCACAUUUUGACGUUUGACUUGAGAACAGAGGUGUUUUCAGUAAUCAACUCUCCUCAAGGUGCACCGCCCUAUGAUGGCUGCUUUCCCCACAUCAUAAAAGCCAAUGGAUGUGUCGGAAUUGCUUGGCGUAUAAUAAAAAACAACCAACUACGUGUAUGGAUGUUACAAGACUAUGAAAACUGUGUUUGGGUCAGAGAAAUCUACACUGAGCCUUUGGCCGAGGUAUGUUUCCCCUACCCUCAAGAUUUUGUUGAUACGGACGAGAUUAUCUGUCGUCCGAGCAAGUUGUCUGAGAAUGUGAUGAGUGUACCUGUCUAUAACAAGAAGAGUAGAUGUUUUAAGUCAUUACACUUCACUCUGGGUCAUCUAUUUCCGGUGUCAAGAAAUUUGAGGUUCUAUAUGGUCAAGAGUUAUGAUGAAAGCAUGGUGCCUUUAUAGAGGAACGGACAAGACUUAAUGAUCCGAAACAAGUACCUCCACCCACGGGCAAAUGUUGUCUUCCUUUAUAGGUGUUAUGUUUACAUUUGUUUAUCCACUGGUUAUAUAUCUUAUUGGUUCAAGAUGUUUUAACUCGAGUGUAUUUGUCUAAAAACAAUCAACUUGUUUAUCUAACUAGUUUAAGUUUGUUUGUCAAAUUAUUAAAACAAGUAAUGAUAUGUCUGGUACAUGCUUUA